This is a messenger RNA of Fusarium venenatum, 1047 nucleotides long. RefSeq lists its product as uncharacterized. Lineage: Eukaryota; Fungi; Ascomycota; Sordariomycetes; Hypocreales; Nectriaceae. The record is from RefSeq and is a predicted model, not a curated record. Gene Ontology annotation, molecular function: metalloendopeptidase activity; zinc ion binding. Gene Ontology annotation, biological process: proteolysis.
AUGACUUCAGACUUCCUCGGUGGCCAUCACUGCGCUCAGAUCAAACCGAAGUCUGGCGAGGAUCGUCUGGCCCUCGAGAAAGAGUAUUACUGGCCAAAUGGAUCCCAGAUUGUUGUCAACAUGUGGGGGCAGAGCGACUUCGUUCGCAGCAAGGUCAAGCAGUUUGCCGAAGAAUGGACACGCUAUGCCAAUCUCAGCUUCAAAUGGAUGGAGCGUGACGCCCCAGGGGAUUCCGAUAUUCGCAUCUCCUUUGACCGAGAUGGCUACUGGUCGUACAUUGGCACCAACUGCCGAAGCAUCAGCCAGGACCAACCAACCAUGAACUACGGUGGUAUGACUGACGACAUGAGCGACUUGGAGUUUAGUACAGCUGUCUGUCAUGAAUUCGGUCACGCACUUGGUUUCAUUCAUGAACAGUCGUCUCCAGUUGCUAACAUCCAAUGGAACAAGCCGGUAGUUUAUGAAUACUAUGAGAGGGUCUACGGUUGGAACCAGAGUUCAGUUGACUUCAACUUGUUUGCAACUUUCAAGCAGGAGGACGUCAUUAACUCGAGAUACGAUCGAACAUCUAUCAUGCAAUACUCCUACGAUGCUAGCAUGACCCUCGAUGGCUCCUCUGCACCAUGGAACAGAGUCAUCUCCAACCUCGACAAGGUCUUCGCCAUGCGACUGUACCCCAAGGAGGGUAUCCAGCGAACCACUACAGAUGGUGUAUACUUCAUCAACCGCGAGCGCAAUGGAUUUGAAGCUUCUGGAAUUGCGUACUACUCGCAUUUCGGUAACAAUGACGGUCAGCAGCCUGACACCUACGUCGAAGUUUCCAACGGAUCUUUUACUUGGUGGGAAAAUGGCGGUGAAGCCACCUUUGGUGGAAGCGGACAUGUCAUCAAGUGGAACUUGGCCGAGGACGCGGGACGAUCACCACUCUACACAAGAGUUGGAUUUGCGGACAAGGAGGAUGAGAAGUGGAAUGUCUACCGUGAUGACAACCGUGUGUUGUUUGAACAUGACGGGUGGCAAUUUCGCGCUGUGUUCUGGGCCUUUUAA